Phlebotomus argentipes is the source of this 2951-nucleotide messenger RNA. Its product is annotated as protein embryonic gonad-like. The record is from RefSeq and is a predicted model, not a curated record. NCBI's taxonomy places the organism in Eukaryota, Metazoa, Arthropoda, Insecta, Diptera, Psychodidae. The coding region runs from base 536 to 1417 and encodes 293 amino acids. Gene Ontology annotation, biological process: regulation of DNA-templated transcription. Gene Ontology annotation, molecular function: sequence-specific DNA binding; DNA-binding transcription factor activity; zinc ion binding. The transcript has 3 exons.
AUUGCGAUUGUGUUGUGUGUUUUGCCUUGACUCUGAGUCACAGCGCGCGCUAUUUGUAUUGUAUAUUUGUAUCUCUGUGAAUCUGCGAGGAGGUUCUUAAAGACCAGUAGAAGGAAAAAAAGGCCAGCGAUAUUGCGAAUAUCGGGAAUUGUGAGUUGACUGUUGCCCUCGUCAUCGAGAUUCAGUCAUUUGUGCGGUGUUUGUCUGGCAAAUACGCCGCAGAUUCUCCAGUCAAUUUCAAAUGAUCGCGAAUUGUGAAGAGACUGAAACACGUGCCCACAGAAAGAACAUCUCGUGACACUUUUUUAUGCCUUCCAACACCUUCGUGUGCGACAAUCUUCUCACCUCUCAUUGUGGCAUCUGAACAAAUAAAAGCGCGCACUAUUAAUUCAAUUCAAUGACGGCGCAUCUGAAGAAUUCACAGGGCUGCGCUUUGCACACUUUGCUGUGAAUUUUCCUGCUAAAUCACCCCAAAAAGACAGCAUCAAAAAUACAGAGCAUCACCUGAAGAUCACCCGAGAGCCGAGCUGAGAAGAUGAAUCAACAGUGCAAAGUGUGCGGAGAACCAGCCGCUGGAUUUCACUUUGGUGCAUUCACCUGUGAGGGUUGCAAGUCCUUCUUCGGGCGCACGUACAACAACCUUUCGUCGAUUUCCGAGUGCAAGAACAACGGCGAGUGCGUGAUCAACAAGAAGAACCGGACGGCGUGCAAAGCGUGUCGGCUGAGGAAGUGUCUGGUGGUCGGGAUGUCCAAGAGCGGCUCUCGCUACGGCCGCCGCUCCAAUUGGUUCAAGAUCCACUGCCUGCUGCAGGAGCAGCAAGCGCAGGUGAACCAGAAGACGGGCGCCGGGCCGCCAAGCAGUGACGCCGGCGCGAAUCUGCUCUCGAACGCCUCCUUCCUCCCGGCGCACUUCCUGUCCAACCUCAGCCUCAAGCACUCGGGCAUGCCGCCGUGGAGCCGCCAGAACCCGCGCCAGCGCGCCUCGGACGCCUCCAGGUGCGCCACGAGCUCGCCCAGCGACUCGGGCGCCUCCUCAGCCGAUCCCGAGGAGGGUAGCUGCCGCUCCAUCGGCAGCGCCAGCGCCGAGUCCAAGACAGAGCACUCCUCCGUCUCCAGUCGGGCGGCCGAGGCCUUCCGGCCCGGCGUGGAGCCUCUGUCGCCUUUCUGCCGCACCGACGCCUUCCUGCGCCUGCCGCCUUUGCAGCUGCCACCGCGCGUGGCCCUGCCGCUGCUGUCUAGCGCCUCAGAGCAGGAGGAGCCCAUCGAUCUCUCCAUGAAGACCUCCCCGUGCCACUCACCAGCCCGGAAGCGCGCCCGGACGGAGUCUCCGUCGCCGGUGACGCUGCUGGAGCAGUCGAAGCCAGUUCCACUGGAUCUCACGUGCACGCGCACGCCCAAUCCGCCGCUGCUCGGAUGAUGGCGGCGCCACGCCGCCCUGGGACGCAGUGCCAGUUCCCCACGAGGAAUCCCAGUCCCGCGCGAGGGACGCAAGACGCCAGUAUGAUUGUGUUAUGUACAAAGAAAUACUCGUAAUGCCAGAAAGCACAAAUCGCCAGCCUAGUCAGCAUCUGUCGGCAUUCGUCCUGGGGAUUUUCACUUCCGCCAAAAUUCUUGCCACAAUUGUUCGGUCAGUAUAUUAUUCCAAAAUACAAUUUUGUGAAUCAAUCAAUUCAUUAGAAUGAAACAUCCGCGUGAGCAUCAAAAAAGCUAAGUUUUCUUGAGAGCUUCUUCAUCAAACUGUGCUUGUGUGCAAUAGAUAUAUGUGGAAAAACUCAAAUGGCCAGUCUUGAGAGUCAGAUUAGAAUCUCAAAUGGCGAAUCCCAAUAAGAAAUGCGGAAGUUGUGGCUAUUUCUGGAUCUCGCGAGAGGCUCGGAGUGCCACUCGCUGUGCCCAUCCCCAGUGGAAGAUCAAAGACAAUGCCUCAAUGGUUGCUGAUUGUGGCGGCGACCUGUGAUCGUCUUAAUUUAUUCACCUACCCCAUCAUGUUGCGUGCGCGUCCAAACAAAUAAUAGACAAUCAGCGAGGAGAGUGUACAAUUGCCGAUGAAAUUAGUUAAUGAUAUUUGUGCCUCUUGACCCUCGAUUGAGUGUUGGGAGGAGAAGCGAGAUGUGCGACGUAUUUAUUUGUUAAUUAUUUUUCCUAUAGCCGCAAAUCACUCUCGAUUGUAGAAAUUUGCUCGAAUAUUGUGAGGAGAUGGACGAAAAAAAAGACUUAUGAAUUGAAUUGUGUAAAUAGCUGAAGAAAAGGCAUUCCUAGACAGUUAAGAUAUUAAUGAUAUUUGUUGAUAACUUUGACAUUUCAUCCUCAAUCUUCUGAAUUUCGCAACACACACACAGCUUGACAACCAGAGAGAAGCGCGAGGUGAAUUACAAGGAAAACCAGAGAAAAAUACAAGACAUUCCACUUGAUACAGUAGAAAAAUAUCCCACAUUUUCCUCUAUACACUUUUCCAAAUCUGUGUAAGAGAAUAAUGUCAGAUUUAUAUUUUGUAAAGAUGAGAGAUGUUAAUAUAUUCCGUUUUUUUUAUCAAUUCAUGAUUCUCUUUUGUUUGUGCGUAUAUUUAUUUUUUGAUGGUCUGUCCUCUUGCAUAAAAAAAAAGAGAACUCAUUAGCGGAUAUUUCUGUGUUAAAUUCGAAAGAAGUCACCUUGGCGCGAUCUCUCGAGAUCUCAUCAAUCCUCUUAUGUCGAUUCGAGAGAUCUUCACAAUCUGGAUCUAUUUGUUAGACAUAGUCAAACAAAAAACGUCAUCAAAUCACCAAAAUGAGAUCUUCAAACACAUCAGCUUUUCACGAGAAAUCUUUCCCAACUCCUUGCAUUUGAACACCCAUGAACUUAUUGCGCUCGAGCUUGAAGAGCCGUUUUUUUUCCAGGCUCAACACCAAAUAUUUCAGCAGAUUUUUAAUAGCCCGCGCAUGUUGAAACUCCUCACACUGAAUGGGAGAGAAGAGCCG